CGGGCACGGUGAUCCCCCUCAGGCGGCCCUUCUUGGCCCCGGGCACGGCGAUACCCCUCGGGGUGAUCCCGCCCGCCGCCCCCUCAGAGACACCCAUGUGUGCCCUCCUAGACAAUUCCCUGGAAACGGGGAGACCCCCUGCCCCUCCAUAGCCGGCCUUCUCCUCAGAGACGGCCGUGUGUCCACCCUCAGACAUUUCCCUGGAAACAGGCACCCCCUGCACCUCCGGAGCCCCCCUCGUCCCCACAGGCCUCCCCCUCUUGCCCUCAGGACAAAGAAGUUCAGGUCAGUAAGAAGCCGGAUUUUGAAGAGAACACAGGACAGGCUACACAACCCCCUGAGAUUCCCUCCUGCCCCAUGGGGAUUCAGCAACCCCAAAAACCUCACGCUGCUGCAGGUGCAGAGGCUUUGAUUCCUCAUGUAACUAAGGAAGCUCUGAGAUUCCUGGGCAACUUCAGUGCCAACGGAUGCCCAGCAACACAAUGCUCUCUAAAGCUAGCUUGCACAAACCUGACAAGCUGCCAGGCAAGCAUCAGCUGUAGAAUUCGGAACGGUGAGAACGGGGUGCACUUCCUCUUAAACAGGGAUGGGAGGCGCAGGGGGGAUGCCUUGAUCGAGCUGGAGUCCAAAGAAGACGUCCAGAGAGCCCUGGAAAAGCACCUGAGGUACAUGGGCCCACGCUACGUGAAAGUGUUUGAAGUCCACGACAGUGAUGUGGAGGGCUUGAUGCAGAGCCUGCGGGAUGAGUCCCAAGCCAUGAACGAUGGAGUGGUGCUGCUCCGAGGCCUCCCCUUCAGCUCCACCGAGGAGGACAUUGCGGAUUUCUUCGCAGGUUUGAAAAUAGCAGACAUAGCCUUCAUUUAUCGGGGAGACAGAAAGACAGGAGAAGCUUUUGUGCAGUUUGCAACUCCUGAAAUGGCAGCUAAAGCCCUGUUACGGCACAAAGAGUAUAUGGGAAAUAGGUAUAUAGAAGUGUAUGUAAGCAGAAAGCACCAGAUGCAAAGGCACAUGUCCCACGACAAGCAGUUGAUGACCUACUCCAAAAUGAGAAGAGAAUAUGAAUCCCUCCCUGAAGAAAGGGGAUGGAGAGGCACGAGAGCCCAGGAAGAAAACAGAUUGUACAGGGGAGAAACAGAAAACUCCAGGAGCGUUUUAGAGCCUGGGAACACCUCAUCACCAGCACGGCACUGUGUCUGCAUGAAGGGUCUCCCUACCCAAGCUACUGCCCAAGACAUAAUAAAUUUUUUUGCUCCGCUGAGGCCCACAAGGAUCCUGGUGGAAUACAACUCCCAGGGAGACGCCACAGGAGAAGUGGAGGUGCAUUUUGAGAGCCACGAGGACGCCGUGGCGGCGAUGGCGAAGGAGGGGUCACAGAUGAAGUCCAGUGCCGUUGAUUUAUUCCUGAAUGAGCAUCCAAAGGCAAAGGAAAACUGCUAGUGACAGUGGCACGGGUUCAGAUUUGGCCGGGUGAACGCGUUUCUUGUGUAUGAGCGUGAAGAUCGGGUACAAGUGUCAGCGCUUAGCAAGGAGGACAAACUGUAAGAUCUAGCUUAGCCUUGUGUAAGAGGAGCAUGUAAUAAAUGUGCUGGACUGGGGGGAGUGUUACAAAAGCAGCAGCAGCUGCACUGCAGGAAUGGUCAAUGGGUGGAGCAGUCCUGGGCUCCAGGUGCAGAACGGUGCAUUAAUAAACACCAGGAUUGACAACUGACA
This is a messenger RNA of Neopelma chrysocephalum (saffron-crested tyrant-manakin), 1710 nucleotides long. RefSeq names its product G-rich RNA sequence binding factor 1 (gene GRSF1). The transcript has 11 exons. The record is from RefSeq and is a predicted model, not a curated record. The coding region runs from base 358 to 1437 and encodes 359 amino acids. Gene Ontology annotation, cellular component: nucleoplasm; ribonucleoprotein complex. Gene Ontology annotation, molecular function: RNA binding. Gene Ontology annotation, biological process: regulation of RNA splicing. Lineage: Eukaryota; Metazoa; Chordata; Aves; Passeriformes; Pipridae.